AUGCAAUAUAGUAUAGAUACAUCAUGUAAGACUAGAGAGAAACCAAUUCCAAAACCGCCUUUCCUCAAGCCGCCAUUUGAGAGGAAGCCCACCGUGGAUGCAGAGGAGGCUCAGAGGAUGACAACCCUGCUGUCUGCCAUGUCUGAGGAGCAGCUGUCCCGCUACGAAGUGUGUCGCCGGUCAGCUUUCCCGAGAGCACGCAUUGCGGGUCUGAUGCGGGCUAUCACUGGCAGUUCGGUGUCUGAGAACGCGGCCAUUGCCAUGGCUGGAAUAGCCAAGGUCUUUGUCGGAGAGGUGGUGGAAGAGGCCCUGGACGUGUGUGAGAUGUGGGGAGAGACGCCCCCGCUGCAGCCCAAGCAUUUAAGGGAGGCCGUUCGCAGGUUAAAGCCCAAGGGCCUCUUCCCCAACAGCAACUGCAAAAGAAUCAUGUUCUAG
Molecule: messenger RNA, 435 nt
Organism: Pan troglodytes (chimpanzee)
Lineage: Eukaryota; Metazoa; Chordata; Mammalia; Primates; Hominidae
Product: TATA-box-binding protein-associated factor 11-like protein 5
Exons: 2
Coding region: 1-435 (144 amino acids)
Biological process (GO): transcription initiation at RNA polymerase II promoter; RNA polymerase II preinitiation complex assembly
Cellular component (GO): transcription factor TFIID complex; nucleus
Molecular function (GO): protein heterodimerization activity; RNA polymerase II general transcription initiation factor activity
Source: RefSeq, a predicted model, not a curated record